CAGUAUAGACAUCUGAAUGGCAGUCACAUUAAAAAUAUUACGAAGACACUUGGGAGCUUACCAUGUGAGAAUAAUAGCAUAGAGUACAUCGCCAAGUAUAACUGUAAUAUUCGGCCGGAGCAUAUGUCUGAUAUAGAAAGGCAUUUGAUGAUGAACGACACAUGUGGGGUUGUGGCUUGGAAGAAGAACUGUGUGGAUGAUACAAUGAAGGAUUGGGCUAAUACAACCUGCCACAAUGUCAAGGAUGUGUUGAAAAGAAACUCGAUAAACAUAUUUGGAAAGAACGUCACUUUGGAAAACUGUACGAAUAAUGUAUGUAGCAGCUAUGGACAAUUAUCAGUUGCCAAUCAGAACUGGACUAACUGCAUGCAUCUGCUAGUAACAGCUCUGAUGGAAGAUGGUAUGAUAAAUACUGGAGUAAACAGGAAUGUCACUCACCUAGCAUUAUGCAAGUUAUACAACGUGAGCUUACAAUGUGUAGUGAAUUCCACAAGAAACAAAGGAUAUAACUGUAGUAGUGCUUAUAUGAAUAAAUGGGCUAUACCUGUCAUCUCACAAUAUGUCAAGAGUAUGAACACGUCAUUAACCAGGAUUGAUUCAUCUGUCGCCUUUGAUGCAGACACAUGUCCAGCCGACAGCAGUGGUGGGCAGAUUUGUGCCUUGCCAGCAUUUUUCCAUGCCUACAAUGCAUACGGGUCCCUGCUCUACACUCAUAUGAUGGGAACGUUGAGCUUGCUCCAUAAUAUCGAUAUAAGGAGCUUUGAUGGGUCUGACUCUACAGACAGUGGCCUGUUCACUAAUGAAACCAGUGGCCUACGUAUGAAUGGAUCAAGCACUAACGAAAAUGUCACUUCUCACAUGCCUUAUCCCCAUGAUCCUCGUAAUGCGUCAUCGAUACCACCCAAUCGGCAGAUCCUUGUGUGCAGUGUGUAUGAGAUGGAACUUGGGCGUAUUUUGGCAUAUUUGGACAAAGAGAAGAACAAGUGCAGUGUGACUAAUAUGCUACCCUCCGUGAAGGCUGCUGUGGCACUCUUGUUUAAACAUGUUCGGCCAAAUAUUAACCCCACUGCAAUACUGGAUAAUUGUAAUGGGACAGUGAAGAAAUCGAAUGAAUCCAUUUGCAACCCAAGAAAAUUGAUGCUGAAGCGUGCAGCAAGCUGUCUGUGGUAUUGGAGCGAUUCCUGCAUGUCAUUCCAAGUUUUCAAGCACUGCGUUUUAAGUAACAACACAUUUUCCACUGAAGAUAAUUGUACUUACGACGAGAUAGUACAAGCAUGGAAGGACGGAGAUCACUUGAAAAAUGUUAUAUAUCCACAUUUGAAUACUUCCAAGUGUGAGGAUAGUGGAGAUAAAGAUCCUUCUGAGAUACCAUAUAAAGUCUUCGAUAUAACUAUUUUCUUUCCUGGCGGAUGGAAUGCAGACAUGGAAUACCGAAUUAAAAUAACAGGCGAGGCUUUGAUGAGACGGGCGUUAACGGGUUACAUUCUGGGUAGCUUUUAUGUCGGAUCUAUCAGCGAAAACAGUAGAAUAAAGCGACAGACAGACAAUUCCAGUAGUGCUGGAUUUGUUGCAGAAUGUGAAAUCAAGGUUGCCAGUGAUUUAACUGUUGAUCAUGUAACAAAGAACAUUACCGAGGCCAUCAAUAAAGUGAACAUGUCAAGUGUUUUCUAUGGCGCUACAGUACAAGUAGGCGAAAAGAAGGAUGAACCAGAACUCCGAGAUGUAUGUUAUCAGCAGGCGGAUCCUUCUUAUGGAUAUCGCGUGUUUUCUGAAUGUUUCCAUGGAUAUCAAGUAUCAACCUUCUUACAAGCAGGAUUGGGCAAUUUUACUGGUUUUGCCAAUGUAAAAAACCUGUUGGCUAAAGUCGAUGGUGAAAUCUGUAGCUUUCUCAGCAUUGGUUGGUCUUGUUUUAACACUACUCUUCACGCCACUUCAAAAGGAAACCAGUGUUCAAAAGAAACGGCCUUGACAACUAUAUUAGAUUACAGCGCCUCAAUGGGUGUAAAUGCUAUGAAACUGAACACUACCCUCAACCAAUGUGCAGCUCAACCAGACUUUUGGAGGUAUGAUCAAAGUAUAUGUGAUGACGGAGAUCGUAUUAUACCAUUGCUGUUGUCGACGUGUCUUCUUGAUUGGGAUGAAAUUGAUUUACUUAUGCCCAUCCUUUUUGGGGAUAAAACCGGGAUAGAUGACAUUGGAUGCAGAAUCGGACAUCGCAUAUUCGAAUGUGGACAGAACAUCGCGAUGAACUAUGAUAUCCCAAAAUACUUCCAAUGUAAGGUAGAGGAUAUAUCGAACGCCCUUAACCUCGGAGGAUACUGGUUUGACAACCUGGUUCCAGGGUUAAAUGUGACACAGUGUCUCCAUCAAGAUUCCGAGAUACCAUACCACGUCUUCGAUAUAACUAUUUUCUUUCCUGUGGCAUGGAAUGAGGACAUGAAACACCGAAUUAUAACAACGGGCGAAGCUUUGAUGAGACAGGCAAUGAUGCAAUAUUACAUUUCGGGGAGUUUCCGGAUCAUAUCUAUCAGUGAAAUCGGUAGAAUGAAACGACAGACAUCAGGCAAUUUCAGCAGUGGUGGAUUUGUUGCGGAAUGUGAAAUCAAGGUUGCCAGUGCCAGUGCUGUAACUGUUCAGAGUGUGACAAACAACAUUACCGGCGCCAUAUAUAAUAGGAACAGUUCAAGUGUUUUCUAUGGCGCUACAGUCCAAGUAGCAAAAAAGAAGGAUGAAUCAGAUAUGCCUGCUCCUGAAUUGGAUUGUUCCGAUAUCGACUCGAUCAUGUUUCAUUUAAACCAAAGUUGUCAAUCAGUGCAAUAUUUGAACACAAAUGACUCAACAACUUACUGCAAACACCUCCAUGCCAGUUUGCUGUGCGCCAGAGUAGUAUUUAACAACAGACCUUACAUGGCUGGGAAAUGUAAUGACAGUGUAAUGGUUAUGGCAAUCCAGUCCAAUGAGGAAAAGUUUAGAAAAGUCUUUGGUGGAAAGAAUAUAUCUUCUUGUAACGUUUUGUAUGAAGGCAAUGUUCAAUAUAGACAUCUGAAUGGCAGUCACAUUAAAAAUAUUACGAAGACACUUGGGAGCUUACCAUGUGAGAAUAAUAGCAUAGAGUACAUCGCCAAGUAUAACUGUAAUAUUCGGCCGGAGCAUAUGUCUGAUAUAGAAAGGCAUUUGAUGAUGAAUGACACAUGUGGGGUUGUGGCUUGGAAGAAGAACUGUGUGGAUGAUACAAUGAAGGAUUGGGCUAAUACAACCUGCCACAAUGUCAAGGAUGUGUUGAAAAGAAACUCGAUGAACAUAUUUGGAAAGAACGUCACUUUGGAAAACUGUACGAAUAAUGUAUGUAGCAGCUAUGGACAAUUAUCAGUUGCCAAUCAGAACUGGACUAACUGCAUGCAUCUGCUAGUAACAGCUCUGAUGGAAGAGGGUAUGAUAAAUACUGGAGUAAACAGGAAUGUCACUCACCUAGCAUUAUGCAAGUUAUACAACGUGAGCUUACAAUGUGUAGUGAAUUCCACAAGAAACAAAGGAUAUAACUGUAGUAGUGCUUAUAUGAAUAAAUGGGCUAUACCUGUCAUCUCACAAUAUGUCAAGAGUAUGAACACGUCAUUAACCAGGAUUGAUUCAUCUGUCGCCUUUGAUGCAGACACAUGUCCAGCCGACAGCAGUGGUGGGCAGAUUUGUGCCUUGCCAGCAUAUUUCCAUGCCUCCAAUGCAUACGGGUCCCUGCUCUACACUCAUAUGAUGGGAACGUUGAGCUUGCUCCAUAAUAUCGAUAUAAGGAGCUUUGAUGGGUCUGACUCUACAGACAGCAGCCUGUUCACUAAUGAAACCAGUGGCCUACGUAUGAAUGGAUCAAGCACUAACGAAAAUGUCACUUCUCACAUGCCUUAUUCCCAGGAUCCUCGGAAUGCAUCAUCGAUACCAGCCAAUCGGCAGAUCCUUGUGUGCAGUGUGUAUGAGAUGGAACUUGGGCGUAUUUUGGCAUAUUUGGACAAAGAGAAGAACAAGUGCAGUGUGACUAAUAUGCUACCCUCCGUGAAGGCUGCUGUGGCACUGUUGUUUAAACAUGUUCGGCCAAAUAUUAACCCCACUGCAAUACUGGAUAAUUGUAAUGGGACAGUGAAGAAAUCGAAUGAAUCCAUUUGCAACCCAAGAAAAUUGAUGCUGAAGCGUGCAGCAAGCUGUCUGUGGUAUUGGAGCGACUCCUGCAUGUCAUUCCAAGUUUUCAAGCACUGCGUUUUAAGUAACAACACAUUUUUCACUGAAGAUAAUUGUACUUACGACCAGAUAGUACAAGCAUGGAAGGACGGAGAUCACUUGAAAAAUGUUAUAUAUCCACAUUUGAAUACUUCCAAGUGUGAGGAUAGUGGAGAUAAAGAUCCUUCUGAGAUACCAUAUAAAGUCUUCGAUAUAACUAUUUUCUUUCCUGGCGGAUGGAAUGCAGACAUGGAAUACCGAAUUAAAAUAACAGGCGAGGCUUUGAUGAGACGGGCGUUAACGGGUUACAUUCUGGGUAGCUUUUAUGUCGGAUCUAUCAGCGAAAACAGUAGAAUAAAGCGACAGACAGACAAUUCCAGUAGUGCUGGAUUUGUUGCAGAAUGUGAAAUCAAGGUUGCCAGUGAUUUAACUGUUGAUCAUGUAACAAAGAACAUUACCGAGGCCAUCAAUAAAGUGAACAUGUCAAGUGUUUUCUAUGGCGCUACAGUACAAGUAGGCGAAAAGAAGGAUGAACCAGAACUCCGAGAUGUAUGUUAUCAGCAGGCGGAUCCUUCUUAUGGAUAUCGCGUGUUUUCUGAAUGUUUCCAUGGAUAUCAAGUAUCAACCUUCUUACAAGCAGGAUUGGGCAAUUUUACUGGUUUUGCCAAUGUAAAAAACCUGUUGGCUAAAGUCGAUGGUGAAGUCUGUAGCUUUCUCAGCAUUGGUUGGUCUUGUUUUAACACUACUCUUCACGCCACUUCAAAAGGAAACCAGUGUUCAAAAGAAACGGCCUUGACAACUAUAUUAGAUUACAGCGCCUCAAUGGGUGUAAAUGCUAUGAAACUGAACACUACCCUCAACCAAUGUGCAGCUCAACCCGACUUUUGGAGGUAUGAUCAAAGUAUAUGUGAUGACAGAGAUCGUAUUAUACCAUUGCUGUUGUCGACGUGUCUUCUUGAUUGGGAUGAGAUUGACUUACUUAUGCCCAUCCUUUUUGGGGAUAAAACCGGGAUAGAUGACAUUGGAUGCAGAAUCGGACAUCGCAUAUUCGAAUGUGGACAGAACAUCGCGAUGAACUAUGAUAUCCCAAAAUACUUCCAAUGUAAGGUAGAGGAUAUAUCGAACGCCCUUAACCUCGGAGGAUACUGGUUUGACAACCUGGUUCCAGGGUUAAAUGUGACACAGUGUCUCCAUCAAGAUUCCGAGAUACCAUACCACGUCUUCGAUAUAACUAUUUUCUUUCCUGUGGCAUGGAAUGAGGACAUGAAACACCGAAUUAUAACAACGGGCGAAGCUUUGAUGAGACAGGCAAUGAUGCAAUAUUACAUUUCGGGCAGUUUCCGGAUCAUAUCUAUCAGUGAAAUCGGUAGAAUGAAACGACAGACAUCAGGCAAUUUCAGCAGCGGUGGAUUUGUUGCGGAAUGUGAAAUCAAGGUUGCCAGUGCCAGUGCUGUAACUGUUCAGAGUGUGACAAACAACAUUACCGGCGCCAUAUAUAAUAGGAACAGUUCAAGUGUUUUCUAUGGCGCUACAGUCCAAGUAGCUAAAAAGAAGGAUGAACCAGAUAUGCCUGCUCCUGAAUUGGAUUGUUCUGAUAUCGACUCGAUCAUGUUUCAUUUAAACCAAAGUUGUCAAUCAGUGCAAUAUUUGAACACAAAUGUCUCAACAACUUACUGCAAACACCUCCAUGCCAGUUUGCUGUGCGCCAGAGUAGUAUUUAACAACAGACCUUACAUGGCUGGGAAAUGUAAUGACAGUGUAAUGGUUAUGGCAAUCCAGUCCAAUGAGGAAAAGUUUAGAAAAGUCUUUGGUGGAAAGAAUAUAUCUUCUUGUAACGUUUUGUAUGAAGGCAAUGUUCAAUAUAGACAUCUGAAUGGCAGUCACAUUAAAGAUAUUACGAAGACACUUGGGAGCUUACCAUGUGAGAAUAAUAGCAUAGAGUACAUCGCCAAGUAUAACUGUAAUAUUCGGCCGGCGCAUAUGUCUGAUGUAGAAAGGCAUUUGAUGAUGAACGACACAUGUGGGGUUGUGGCUUGGAAGAAGAACUGUGUGGAUGAUACAAUGAAGGAUUGGGCUAAUACAACCUGCCACAAUGUCAAGGAUGUGUUGAAAAGAAACUCGAUGAACAUAUUUGGAAAGAACGUCACUUUGGAAAACUGUACGAAUGACGUAUGUAGCAGCUAUGGACAAUUAUCAGUUGCCAAUCAGAACUGGACUAACUGCAUGCAUCUGCUAGUAACAGCUCUGAUGGAAGAGGGUAUGAUAAAUACUGGAGUAAACAGGAAUGUCACUCACCUAGCAUUAUGCAAGUUAUACAACGUGAGCUUACAAUGUGUAGUGAAUUCCACAAGAAACAAAGGAUAUAACUGUAGUAGUGCUUAUAUGAAUAAAUGGGCUAUACCUGUCAUCUCACAAUAUGUCAAGAGUAUGAACACGCCAUUAACCAGGAUUGAUUCAUCUGUCGCCUUUGAUGCAGACACAUGUCCAGCCGACAGCAGUGGUGGGCAGAUUUGUGCCUUGCCAGCAUAUUUCCAUGCCUCCAAUGGAUACGGGUCCCUGCUCUACACUCAUAUGAUGGGAACGUUGAGCUUGCUCCAUAAUAUCGAUAUAAGGAGCUUUGAUGGGUCUGACUCUACAGACAGCGGCCUGUUCACUAAUGAAACCAGUGGCCUACGUAUGAAUGGAUCAAGCACUAAAGAAAAUGUCACUUCUCACAUGCCUUAUCCCCAGGAUCCUCGGAAUGCAUCAUCGAUACCAGCCAAUCGGCAGAUCCUUGUGUGCAGUGUGUAUGAGAUGGAACUUGGGCGUAUUUUGGCAUAUUUAGACAAAGAGAAGAACAAGUGCAGUGUGACUAAUAUGCUACCCUCCGUGAAGGCUGCUGUGGCACUGUUGUUUAAACAUGUUCGGCCAAAUAUUAACCCCACUGCAAUACUGGAUAAUUGUAAUGGGACAGUGAAGAAAUCGAAUGAAUCCAUUUGCAACCCAAGAAAAUUGAUGCUGAAGCGUGCAGCAAGCUGUCUGUGGUAUUGGAGCGAUUCCUGCAUGUCAUUCCAAGUUUUCAAGCACUGCGUUUUGAGUAACAACACAUUUUCCACUGAAGAUAAUUGUACUUACGACCAGAUAGUACAAGCAUGGAAGGACGGAGAUCACUUGAAAAAUCUUAUAUAUCCACAUUUGAAUACUUCCAAGUGUGAGGAUAGUGGAGAUAAAGAUCCUUCUGAGAUACCAUAUAAAGUCUUCGAUAUAACUAUUUUCUUUCCUGGCGGAUGGAAUGCAGACAUGGAAUACCGAAUUAAAAUAACAGGCGAGGCUUUGAUGAGACGGGCGUUAACGGGUUACAUUCUGGGUAGCUUUUAUGUCGGAUCUAUCAGCGAAAACAGUAGAAUAAAGCGACAGACAGACAAUUCCAGUAGUGCUGGAUUUGUUGCAGAAUGUGAAAUCAAGGUUGCCAGUGAUUUAACUGUUGAUCAUGUAACAAAGAACAUUACCGAGGCCAUCAAUAAAGUGAACAUGUCAAGUGUUUUCUAUGGCGCUACAGUACAAGUAGGCGAAAAGAAGGAUGAACCAGAACUCCGAGAUGUAUGUUAUCAGCAGGCGGAUCCUUCUUAUGGAUAUCGCGUGUUUUCUGAAUGUUUCCAUGGAUAUCAAGUAUCAACCUUCUUACAAGCAGGAUUGGGCAAUUUUACUGGUUUUGCCAAUGUAAAAAACCUGUUGGCUAACGUCGAUGGUGAAAUCUGUAGCUUUCUCAGCAUUGGUUGGUCUUGUUUUAACACUACUCUUCACGCCUCUUCAAAAGGAAACCACUGUUCAAAAGAAACGGCCUUGACAACUAUAUUAGAUUACAGCGCCUCAAUGGGUGUAAAUGCUAUGAAACUGAACUCUACCCUCAACCAAUGUGCAGCUCAACCAGACUUUUGGAGGAAUGAUCAAAGUAUAUGUGAUGACGGAGAUCGUAUUAUACCAUUGCUGUUGUCGACGUGUCUUCUUGAUUGGGAUGAGAUUGACUUACUUAUGCCCAUCCUUUUUGGGGAUAAAACCGGGAUAGAUGACAUUGGAUGCAGAAUCGGACAUCGCAUAUUCGAAUGUGGACAGAACAUCGCGAUGAACUAUGAUAUCCCAAAAUACUUCCAAUGUAAGGUAGAGGAUAUAUCGAACGCCCUUAACCUCGGAGGAUACUGGUUUGACAACCUGGUUCCAGGGUUAAAUGUGACACAGUGUCUCCAUCAAGAUUCCGAGAUACCAUACCACGUCUUCGAUAUAACUAUUUUCUUUCCUGUGGCAUGGAAUGAGGACAUGAAACACCGAAUUAUAACAACGGGCGAAGCUUUGAUGAGACAGGCAAUGAUGCAAUAUUACAUUUCGGGGAGUUUCCGGAUCAGAUCAAUCAGUGAAAUCGGUAGAAUGAAACGACAGACAUCAGGCAAUUUCAGCAGCGGUGGAUUUGUUGCGGAAUGUGAAAUCAAGGUUGCCAGUGCCAGUGCUGUAACUGUUCAGAGUGUGACAAACAAAAUUACCGGCGCCAUAUAUAAUAGGAACAGUUCAAGUGUUUUCUAUGGCGCUACAGUCCAAGUAGCUAAAAAGAAGGAUGAACCAGAUAUGCCUGCUCCUGAAUUGGAUUGUUCUGAUAUCGACUCGAUCAUGUUUCAUUUAAACCAAAGUUGCCAAUCAGUGCAAUAUUUGAACACAAAUGACUCAACAACUUACUGCAAACACCUCCAUGCCAGUUUGCUGUGCGCCAGAGUAGUAUUUAACAACAGACCUUACAUGGCUGGGAAAUGUAAUGACAGUGUAAUGGUUAUGGCAAUCCAGUCCAAUGAGGAAAAGUUUAGAAAAGUCUUUGGUGGAAAGAAUAUAUCUUCUUGUAACGUUUUGUAUGAAGGCAAUGUUCAAUAUAGACAUCUGAAUGGCAGUCACAUUAAAAAUAUUACGAAGACACUUGGGAGCUUACCAUGUGAGAAUAAUAGCAUAGAGUACAUCGCCAAGUAUAACUGUAAUAUUCGGCCGGAGCAUAUGUCUGAUAUAGAAAGGCAUUUGAUGAUGAAUGACACAUGUGGGGUUGCGGCUUGGAAGAAGAACUGUGUGGAUGAUACAAUGAAGGAUUGGGCUAAUACAACCUGCCACAAUGUCAAGGAUGUGUUGAAAAGAAACUCGAUGAACAUAUUUGGAAAGAACGUCACUUUGGAAAACUGUACGAAUGACGUAUGUAGCAGCUAUGGACAAUUAUCAGUUGCCAAUCAGAACUGGACUAACUGCAUGCAUCUGCUAGUAACAGCUCUGAUGGAAGAGGGUAUGAUAAAUACUGGAGUAAACAGGAAUGUCACUCACCUAGCAUUAUGCAAGUUAUACAACGUGAGCUUACAAUGUGUAGUGAAUUCCACAAGAAACAAAGGAUAUAACUGUAGUAGUGCUUAUAUGAAUAAAUGGGCUAUACCUGUCAUCUCACAAUAUGUCAAGAGUAUGAACACGCCAUUAACCAGGAUUGAUUCAUCUGUCGCCUUUGAUGCAGACACAUGUCCAGCCGACAGCAGUGGUGGGCAGAUUUGUGCCUUGCCAGCAUAUUUCCAUGCCUCCAAUGGAUACGGGUCCCUGCUCUACACUCAUAUGAUGGGAACGUUGAGCUUGCUCCAUAAUAUCGAUAUAAGGAGCUUUGAUGGGUCUGACUCUACAGACAGCGGCCUGUUCACUAAUGAAACCAGUGGCCUACGUAUGAAUGGAUCAAGCACUAACGAAAAUGUCACUUCUCACAUGCCUUAUCCCCAGGAUCCUCGGAAUGCAUCAUCGAUACCAGCCAAUCGGCAGAUCCUUGUGUGCAGUGUGUAUGAGAUGGAACUUGGGCGUAUUUUGGCAUAUUUGGACAAAGAGAAGAACAAGUGCAGUGUGACUAAUAUGCUACCCUCCGUGAAGGCUGCUGUGGCACUCUUGUUUAAACAUGUUCGGCCAAAUAUUAACCCCACUGCAAUACUGGAUAAUUGUAAUGGGACAGUGAAGAAAUCGAAUGAAUCCAUUUGCAACCCAAGAAAAUUGAUGCUGAAGCGUGCAGCAAGCUGUCUGUGGUAUUGGAGCGAUUCCUGCACGUCAUUCCAAGUUUUCAAGCACUGCGUUUUAAGUAACAACACAUUUUCCACUGAAGAUAAUUGUACUUACGACCAGAUAGUACAAGCAUGGAAGGACGGAGAUCACUUGAAAAAUCUUAUAUAUCCACAUUUGAAUACUUCCAAGUGUGCGGAUAGUGGAGAUAAAGAUCCUUCUGAGAUACCAUAUAAAGUCUUCGAUAUAACUAUUUUCUUUCCUGGCGGAUGGAAUGCAGACAUGGAAUACCGAAUUAAAAUAACAGGCGAGGCUUUGAUGAGACAGGCGUUAACGGGUUACAUUCUGGGUAGCUUUUAUGUAGGAUCUAUCAGCGAAAACAGUAGAAUAAAGAGACAGACAGACAAUUCCAGUAGUGCUGGAUUUGUUGCAGAAUGUGAAAUCAAGGUUGCCAGUGAUUUAACUGUUGAUCAUGUAACAAAGAACAUUACCGAGGCCAUCAAUAAAGUGAACAUGUCAAGUGUUUUCUAUGGCGCUAGAGUACAAGUAGGCGAAAAGAAGGAUGAACCAGAACUCAGAGAUGUAUGUUAUCAGCAGGCGGAUCCUUCUUAUGGAUAUCGUGUGUUUUCUGAAUGUUUCCAUGGAUAUCAAGUAUCAUCCUUCUUACAAGCAGGAUUGGGCAAUUUUACUGGUUUUGCCAAUGUAAAAAACCUGUUGGCUAAAGUCGAUGGUGAAAUCUGUAGCUUUCUCAGCAUUGGUUGGUCUUGUUUUAACACUACUCUUCAUGCCUCUUCAAAAGGAAACCACUGUUCAAAAGAAACGGCCUUGACAACUAUAUUAGAUUACAGCGCCUCAAUGGGUGUAAAUGCUAUGAAACUGAACACUACCCUCAACCAAUGUGCAGCUCAACCAGACUUUUGGAGGUAUGAUCAAAGUAUAUGUGAUGACGGAGAUCGUAUUAUACCAUUGCUGUUGUCGACGUGUCUUCUUGAUUGGGAUGAGAUUGACUUACUUAUGCCCAUCCUUUUUGGGGAUAAAACCGGGAUAGAUGACAUUGGAUGCAGAAUCGGACAUCGCAUAUUCGAAUGUGGACAGAACAUCGCGAUGAACUAUGAUAUCCCAAAAUACUUCCAAUGUAAGGUAGAGGAUAUAUCGAACGCCCUUAACCUCGGAGGAUACUGGUUUGACAACCUGGUUCCAGGGUUAAAUGUGACACAGUGUCUCCAUCAAGAUUCCGAGAUACCAUACCACGUCUUCGAUAUAACUAUUUUCUUUCCUGUGGCAUGGAAUGAGGACAUGAAACACCGAAUUAUAACAACGGGCGAAGCUUUGAUGAGACAGGCAAUGAUGCAAUAUUACAUUUCGGGGAGUUUCCGGAUCAUAUCUAUCAGUGAAAUCGGUAGAAUGAAACGACAGACAUCAGGCAAUUUCAGUAGCGGUGGAUUUGUUGCGGAAUGUGAAAUCAAGGUUGCCAGUGCCAGUGCUGUAACUGUUCAGAGUGUGACAAACAACAUUACCGGCGCCAUAUAUAAUAGGAACAGUUCAAGUGUUUUCUAUGGCGCUACAGUCCAAGUAGCUAAAAAGAAGGAUGAACCAGGUAUGCCUGCUCCUGUAUUGGAUUGUUCCGAUAUCGACUCGAUUAUGUUUCAUUUAAACCAAAGUUGUCCAUCAGUGCAAUAUUUGAACACAAAUGACUCAACAACUUACUGCAAACACCUCCAUGCCAGUUUGCUGUGCGCCAGAGUAGUAUUUAACAACAGACCUUACAUGGCUGGGAAAUGUAAUGACAGUGUAAUGGUUAUGGCAAUCAAGUCCAAUGAGGAAAAGUUUAAAAAAGUCUUUGGUGGAAAGAAUAUAUCUUCUUGUAACAUUUUGUAUGAAGGCAAUGUUCAAUAUAGACAUCUGAAUGGCAGUCACAUUAAAAAUAUUACGAAGACACUUGGGAGCUUACCAUGUGAGAAUAAUAGCAUAGAGUACAUCGCCAAGUAUAACUGUAAUAUUCGGCCGGAGCAUAUGUCUGAUAUAGAAUGGCAUUUGAUGAUGAACGACACAUGUGGGGUUGCGGCUUGGAAGAAGAACUGUGUGGAUGAUACAAUGAAGGAUUGGGCUAAUACAACCUGCCACAAUGUCAAGGAUGUUUUGAAAAGAAACUCAAUGAACAUAUUUGGAAAGAACGUCACUUUGGAAAACUGUACGAAUGAUGUAUGUAGCAGCUAUGGACAAUUAUCAGUUGCCAAUCAGAACUGGACUAACUGCAUGCAUCUGCUAGUAACAGCUCUGAUGGUAGACAGUAUGAUAAAUACUGGAGUAAACAGGAAUGUCACUCACCUAGCAUUAUGCAAGUUAUACAACGUGAGCUUACAAUGUGUAGUGAAUUCCACAAGAAACAAAGGAUAUAACUGUAGUAGUGCUUAUAUGAAUAAAUGGGCUAUACCUGUCAUCUCACAAUAUGUCAAGAGUAUGAACACGUCAUUAACCAGGAUUGAUUCAUCUGUCGCCUUUGAUGCAGACACAUGUCCAGCCGACAGCAGUGGUGGGCAGAUUUGUGCCUUGCCAGCAUAUUUCCAUGCCUCCAAUGCAUACGGGUCCCUGCUCUACACUCAUAUGAUGGGAACGUUGAGCUUGCUCCAUAAUAUCGAUAUAAGGAGCUUUGAUGGGUCUGACUCUACAGACAGCGGCCUGUUCACUAAUGAAACCAGUGGCCUACGUAUGAAUGGAUCAAGCACUAACGAAAAUGUCACUUCUCACAUGCCUUAUUCCCCAGGAUCAUCGGAAUGCAUCAUCGAUACCAGCCAAUCGGCAGAUCCUUGUGUGCAGGGCGAGGCUUUGAUGAGACAGGCGUUAACGGGUUACAUUUUGGGUAGUUUUUAUGUCGGAUCUAUCAGUGAAAUCAGCAGACAAAAAAGACAGGCAUCAGACAAUUCCACAACUGCAGGAUUUGCUGCGGAAUGUGAAAUCAAGAUUGCCAGUGAUGUAUCUGUUGUGAAUGUGACAAGGAACAUCACCGAGACCAUCAAUAAAGUGAACAUUUCAAGUGUUUUCUAUGGCGCUACAGUACAAGUAGGAGAAAAGAAGGAUGACCAAGAACACAGAGAUGUAUGUUAUCAGCAGACGGAUCCCUCUUUCGGAUACCAUGUGUUUUCUGAAUGUUUCCAUGGAUAUCAAGUAUCUACCUACUUACAAGCAGGACUUGGCAAUUUUACUGGUUUCGCCAAUGUACAAAACCUGUUGUCAAAAGUCGAUGGUGAAAGCUCUCAACCAGGAUUUUGGAUAGAUGAUCAAAGCAUAUGUGAUAACGAAGAUCAUAUUAUACCAUGGCUGUUGUCGACGUGUCUUCUUGAUUGGGAUGAGAUUGACGUACUUAUGCCCGUCCUUUUUGGCAAUUAUACAGGGAUAGAUGACAUAGGAUGCAGAGUCGGACAUCAUAUAUUUGAAUGUGCUCAUAACAUCACGAUGAACGAUGAUAUCCAGCAAUACUUUCAGUGUAAAGUAGAAGAUGUAUUGGAUUCCCUAAUCUUGAAAGGGGACUGGUAUGACCAACUGGUCCCAGGAUUGAAUGUGACCAAGUGUUUUUAUCAAGAUGACUAA
Pecten maximus is the source of this 13818-nucleotide messenger RNA. RefSeq lists its product as uncharacterized. Lineage: Eukaryota; Metazoa; Mollusca; Bivalvia; Pectinida; Pectinidae. Bases 124 to 13818 code for a protein of 4564 amino acids. The transcript is spliced from 91 exons. The record is from RefSeq and is a predicted model, not a curated record.